AUGUCCUCCUUUCAAUCCUCUCCCCAGCCCCACCAGGGAAAUGCAGCGCCGUCACGCCAAUUCGCUGCGUAUAACCCGGUCGCGGUCGCUACAGCUCCCGCGGGGACUUUCCUCCCCGGGACUAAAGUCCAGGUGGGCAGCCACCGCGUGGUGGUAGAGAAGUACCUAUCUGAAGGUGGCUUUGCUCACGUUUACGUUGUGCGACCUCCGAAACCCAUCGAUGGCGCGGAGACCGCGGUGCUGAAGCGCGUCGCUGUGCCAGACAAGUCGGCUCUGGCAAACAUGCGCACCGAGGUGGAGACGAUGAAGAAGCUCAAGGGCCACCGGCAUAUCGUGAAAUACAUUGAUUCGCAUGCAUCUCAGCUGCGUGGGGGCGGGUAUGAGGUGUUUCUGCUCAUGGAGUACUGCGGGGGUGGCGGUCUGAUUGACUUCAUGAAUACCCGCCUGCAGAACCGGUUGACAGAGCCGGAGAUCAUCAAGAUCUUCUCAGAUGUGGCCGAAGGUGUGGCCUGCAUGCACUACCUCAAACCGCCUCUGCUUCAUCGCGACCUCAAAGUAGAGAAUGUCUUGAUCUCGCGAACUGGAGGCUCGCUUUGCUAUAAACUGUGCGACUUUGGAUCCUCGGCUCCUCCUCGGCCUGCUGCUACAUCCGCUGCGGAGGGUCGAUUGAUUGAGGAUGACGUGCAGCGACACACGACUCUGCAGUACCGAAGCCCGGAGAUGAUUGACGUCUAUCGGAAGCAGCCCAUUGAUGAGAAGAGCGAUAUCUGGGCUCUUGGUGUGUUCUUGUACAAAUUAUGUUACUAUACAACCCCCUUCGAAGAAGUUGGCCAAAUGGCCAUUCUGAACGCCACUUUCAAGUACCCCGCAUACCCUCAGUUCUCAGAUCGGUUAAAGCUGUUCAUUGCAUCGAUGCUCAAGGAGCUCCCCUCCAAGCGCCCGAACAUCUACGAAGUGGUGAAGGAAGUGUGUAAGAUGCAAGGAAAAGAAGUUCCUAUUCGAGAUAUCUACUCCAACCGAUCCGUCUCUGAAGCACGAAAGCACCAGGAGUUGCCUCCUACGCCCGUAGAGGCCCCUGCAGUGGGCGCGAAAUUCACGCCUCCUAUGCAAGAGACGCAGAUCAUCCCUGAGAUUGCGCCUAUGCGACGAGGUCGGCCUGGGAAGCCUCAGUCCCAACAUGACUCUGCCAAACCUAGUCCUUCUCCCUACCGCGGUUCCCCCAACACAUCGUCUGACCCAUUUGCGGCUUUGGAUGGCCGGGGGAAGAAGGCUGCGGACGAAGCAGCUAAGCGGUUCCCUUCAUUGGAGCAGUUUGACAUCCUACACGAAACGGGAGACAAAUUUGAUUUUGAGCCAACUCCUAAAGAGUCUAUCCCUGAGGAUGAGGACCUCUCACAGAGACUCACUAAUCAUUUGGCUGAUGAAGCUUUUGCUCGGCGAUCUUCCCCUGAACGACAAGAAGUGGCUGCGAGUCGGCAAUCACAGGCAUCGCCUGUCCGAGCACCCAAGCCUCAAGAAGUUCCUAUUCGGCAAUCCGCUCCACUGUACCAGCCCACGCCUACGCGACCCGCAAUGGUGUCAACGGGUACAAUGACAUCACCUGCCCAGACUCCUCGUCUUCCAGAAGCGAAGCUGUCCAGUCGCCCAAUUUACCGUUUCCCGCCACAAGAGGAGCAACGGCCCGCGAGUCAGCCUUGGUCUCCAGAGGAACAGAAGGCCCCAUCGCCCCCCUCCUCGAGUUUAAGACCAGAAUCCAGCCCACGAUUGUCAUCUGACCAACUAUCUCACCAUUCCAACUCCGCGCGUCCUUCUAUGGAGACAUUGCGACGAACUUCAACACUAGAUGUCAAACAGCCGGCAGCUCGGUCGAGGUCUGCGGUUGGCAAAGCUCGUCCAGUUUCAGUCCAGGGUUCGACCCGAUAUGAUUUGCCCCGCGAUCACGAGGCUUCACGCUCGUCCCUAGACCUCUCACGCUAUGAGGGCGGCGCGCCAAAUCGCCCCUCUCGAGCGGAAUUGGACCGAGACUAUGACCAGCCCAAUAUAUCGUCGGAUAUGGACUAUCUACGACUUAAAGAGGAGGAAGAGAGCAACCGAAAGCGUGAUAAACGUGUCAGCAGUGGAGCUAAGCACAGUAAGCGCAGCAGCUUGUCUACACUAUCCUUUUCUGGAAGCAAAAACUUGUUUGCAGGCCGAUUUGGUGAUGCAUUCCGCCGUUUCGAGAGCAGCAAUCCGGACAAGCCCACAACUCCAUCAGCUGAAGAGUUUCCCUCGCAGCAACAAACUGUCGGCAGCUCAGAAAGUGUAGAUUCACCUACCGAAAGUUUCUCGCCGUAUCACGACGACCCUCUGGAUGACCUGGAACGUGAAGACAUCUCCCCGGAAAUGCGCCGUGAGCUAGAACGCCGUCGUCUUUCCCAGGAAGAGAAGCGUGUGGCCAAUGCUGCAGCUGAAUACCGGCGCCGCGUAGCUGAAGACGGAGGUGGCAGAGCUGGCACUGAUGGAGCGCGGUCUCGUGUGAUUCAGAACAGAGUCCAGACAUUGCUCAGUGAGACUCAAAAGCCAGCGGCUGUUCCCAAAUCCGCAACUGGCUAUGGGAAAUACACCGACACCACUGCUUUGCAGGCAAAGCAGGAUAACGUACAAUCCUCGAAUACUGGUACACUGCCCAGUUCCAAAACUUCCGGUCCUGUCUACAGCAGGCAUGAAGCAGUUGUCUCAGCUCCGCCAGAUCGCCAGGAUGGAGCCGCUGCUUCUUCAGGCCUUCCCCAAUCUACUGCCUCUUCUACGCCACGCCCCGCGACGACACGCCCACUUGCGCCACCCAAGCCGAAGAAUUUGCGUGUCGGAACACAGGAGAGCUCCCGACCAGCCACCAGUACCAGCCAAGACCGCAGUCCAUCUUUCCAGCAGUCAUCGGCGGGCCCGGGCGGGGAAGACUGGGAAGCCAAUUUCAGCCGGCGAUUCCCUAGCCUUUCUGGGAUAGAAAUGGAGACGGAAAUCGAGCUCCCUAAGUUCCCGAAGCUGCGGACCCGAGAAGUGUAA
Messenger RNA from Penicillium pulvis, 3042 nucleotides. RefSeq names its product putative serine/threonine protein kinase. Gene Ontology annotation, molecular function: protein serine/threonine kinase activity; ATP binding. The transcript has 3 exons. Gene Ontology annotation, cellular component: cytoplasm. Gene Ontology annotation, biological process: peptidyl-threonine phosphorylation; protein autophosphorylation; actin cortical patch assembly. Lineage: Eukaryota; Fungi; Ascomycota; Eurotiomycetes; Eurotiales; Aspergillaceae. Bases 1 to 3042 code for a protein of 1013 amino acids. The record is from RefSeq and is a predicted model, not a curated record.